AUGACAGUGUGUAGCACUGCCUGGGAGCAAGACGGGCAGAGCGCUGGGCCCCUUGUUCCCCGGGGGCAGAAAGAUGCUCUUUCACCACCUGCUGAGCGCGGGUCGAACCCUGCGCAGUUCGACCUUGACUUCGUGUCCUGUAUGAUACCCGAGGUGGAGCGGGCAGCGCUCCUGGAGGUGGCCACUACCUUGCUUCUGGUUGAAGUGCCCGAAAGGCCGAUUCAAGAGGAGCAUGAUGAAGAAUUUCAGAAGAUGCACCACUCGCUGCUGGAAGGGGAUGUGUCAGAGGGCACUUUGCAAAGUCCCGAGGGCGGACGUCUGUUCCGCCACACCGGUGGGAUCCCCAAUAUGCUGCUGAAUGCGGAAGGCGCCCAGACUUACUUGUGCCACGUAGCGGUUUUCAUCCUGUGA
This is a messenger RNA of Herpailurus yagouaroundi (jaguarundi), 411 nucleotides long. Its product is annotated as multifunctional methyltransferase subunit TRM112-like protein. Gene Ontology annotation, molecular function: protein heterodimerization activity. NCBI's taxonomy places the organism in Eukaryota, Metazoa, Chordata, Mammalia, Carnivora, Felidae. Gene Ontology annotation, biological process: tRNA methylation; rRNA (guanine-N7)-methylation; peptidyl-glutamine methylation. The record is from RefSeq and is a predicted model, not a curated record.